AUAGCAUGGGUGCAUCUAGACUCCACUUCAGUGUUUCUCAAAUCCUUUGGUUGUCCCCUUGUCCAUACAUCCAGGAAAGUAUCUCUCCAUCUCUAAUAAUGGCGAUUCUGAGUUUCCGUAAUCUGUACUUCAUUUCCAGUAAAACACUAAAACCCUCUUUCUCCCCUCACUUCUUUGACCCUAGAAAACCCAUCUCUAUUUUCUUCUCUUCUUUUACUACAAACCAUAAAUCCCAAACCCUAAAUCCUCAUGUCUCCCUCACUAGUGAUAAAAAUUCAGUUUUUCCGAAAGACGAAAGAUUGAGUGGUGAUACAGACAAUGUAAACGAUGAACCAUCAAUUGAGAAUAGUUUAAGUACAAUUGCUGCUAUUGUUACAUCAAUUGGAGGCCGUCCAGGUGCAGUAGGGAUUGUUAGAUUAUCAGGUCCAUCUGCCGUUACCAUCACUUCCCGUGUAUUUCAACCUUGGAAAACAAAUAACAACAAGAAGAAGGGUUCUAGUUUGAUUAAGUGGAAACCUAAAACCCAUUCUGUAGAAUAUGGUUUGGUUUCAGACCUUCGCGGGAAUGUUGUCGAUGAGGUUUUAGUUAUACCUAUGCUGGCACCGAGAUCAUAUACUCGGGAAGAUGUUGUGGAGCUCCAAUGUCAUGGGAGUGACGUAUGUCUGCAUCGAGUAUUGAGAGCCUGUUUAGAGGCUGGAGCAAGACUUGCAGAACCAGGAGAGUUCACUCUUCGGGCGUUUCUAAAUGGACGGUUAGACCUUGCCCAAGCUGAAAAUGUUGAAAAACUAAUUUCAUCCAAGUCUGUAGCUGCAGCUGAUGCGGCAUUGGCUGGAAUUCAGGGAGGCUUUUCAGCUUUAGUCAAAUCACUGAGGACUCGGUGCAUAGAGUUGCUUACUGAGAUUGAAGCUCGUUUGGAUUUCGAUGACGAGAUGGCAGCCCUUGAUACCAAUUUAUUAAUGGAUUCUAUAAAUUCCAUGUGUAAAGACGUGGAGGCAGCUCUGGAAACUGCUAAUUAUGAUAAACUUCUAAGCUCUGGAUUACAGAUUGCAAUUGUUGGCCGGCCCAAUGUUGGAAAAUCAAGCCUCCUCAAUGCAUGGAGCAAAAGUGAAAGAGCUAUAGUAACAGAAAUUGCUGGAACCACGAGGGACGUGGUGGAAGCCAGUAUUACAGUUCACGGGAUCCCUGUCACCCUCCUUGAUACGGCAGGGAUCAGGAAAACUGAUGAUGUUGUGGAAAAGAUAGGUGUCCAAAGAUCAGAAACAGUUGCCAUGGGUGCUGAUGUAAUAAUCAUGACUGUAAGUGCUCGUGAAGGGUGGACGUCUGAUGAUACUGAACUUCUUGAGCGCAUUCAAAUCAAUAAGAAAACCACAGUUUCAUCUGCACCAAUGAUCCUUGUAAUAAACAAGAUAGACUGUGGUUCAGAUGCCUGUAUGGAAUCAUUUAAAACAAAUGAGAUAUUCUUUGAUAAACAUGUGCUUACAUGCGCUGUCACUGGUCAAGGAGUAUCAGAAUUGGAAUUAGCAAUACUUGAAAUCAUGGGGCUUGACCAAAUUCCAGCAGGGGGACGCCGAUGGGCAGUAAAUCAGAGACAAUGCGAGCAGCUUGUUCGGGCGAAGGAAGCUUUAAUGAGAUUAAAGUCAUCAAUAGAAGAUGAACUGCCCCUGGAUUUUUGGACGAUCGAUUUAAGAGAAGCUGCCUUGGCCCUGGCGCAGAUAAGUGGAGAAGAUAUCUCUGAAGAAAUCUUAUCCAACAUAUUCAGCAAGUUUUGUAUUGGUAAAUAGAUCCCGGUUAAACACACUAUAUAGUGAGUUUAUGGGCUUGGCCCAAUUCUUAGAUCUCAUAUGAAAUUAUUAUGUAUAAUACGUUUCAAUCUUUUAUUAUUCAGAGUUAUAUAUCCUUC
This is a messenger RNA of Papaver somniferum (opium poppy), 1900 nucleotides long. RefSeq names its product tRNA modification GTPase MnmE-like. Gene Ontology annotation, cellular component: cytosol; cytoplasm. Gene Ontology annotation, biological process: tRNA wobble uridine modification; tRNA methylation. The record is from RefSeq and is a predicted model, not a curated record. Gene Ontology annotation, molecular function: GTP binding; protein binding; GTPase activity. NCBI's taxonomy places the organism in Eukaryota, Viridiplantae, Streptophyta, Magnoliopsida, Ranunculales, Papaveraceae. The coding region runs from base 6 to 1781 and encodes 591 amino acids. The transcript has 9 exons.